ACAUCCCAGCCUGGUGAUGAUGUAGUCUAGUAGUCUGACUGUGCCGCCAUUUCUAACAGCAAAGGAGCCACAAGAAGCUGCAGGAAAUUUUGUACAAUUUUUUUUAUAUUUUUCUAAUAAAUAUUUUUUAUUUUUAUUAGCUUAGUAGGAAAAAAUUGUAGUGUACUUGUUUGAAUCUACCUCUCCUGCAUCACCAACUGAAUGUAAGGCAUGCACAGUCUGUCACACCCAGCCAUGCAGCCAUGCAGCAAUGCAGAGAAUGCAACACUGAGGUUUCUUGUUUCCAACAUCUGCUGAGUAUCAUGAUAACGCCAGUGUAAAACAUAUCAAAUGGAUGCAGACACAGAAGAAAGGGUGACAGAAACUUCAAAAAUUUCCAAGGAUCAAUCUCAGAAACCCUUAAUGGACAACAAAUUUAGUGGUCGUGGGUUUAAAAGCCGUGGUCCUGGUGGUCCUGGUGGUCGAUGGGGUCGAGGGGGUCAGAUGGGUCGAGGGGGUCAGAUGAAUCGAGGGGGUCGGAUGAGUCGAGGCAGCAUGCGUGGUGGGCGGGGCAUGAUGAAAGGGUUUGAUCCACCUGGAUACGGGAGGGGUCGAGCGAGAGAUGGAGCCAUGAACGGAUUUGCACCCAUGAGAGGAAUGAGGAGGAUGAGACCUUACCCAGACCCAAGAGGUCAUCGAGGUAGGGGGGGACCAAUGGGCAUGCGUGGACCAAUGGGCAUGGGCCCUCCUCCUCCUCCACCACCUCCCAUGCACCUCAGAGGACCCUACCCACCCAUGCACAGGCACGGACCCCGUCCACCGCCUCCUUCAGGUCAUCCUGGUUUCAGAGGGCGUCCACCACACCCUCGAGGCCGUGGCAUGCUGCCCCCUGGACCUCCACGCCACUUCCACUCCCGUGGCCCAAGAGGCUACCACAAUGGACCGGUCUCUCCUCCGCCUCACCACCCACCUGGCAGAGGCCAGAGGUGGCCAGGGCCCCCUGGUGGCCGACGCUUUUAACACAGCCUGGUCUAAAAAACAAUAACCAAACACUUGUUAAUGUAGAAGGGGCCUAAAGUGCUGCAGUAAAUGAAAUGCCCCUCAAUUAUGUGUUCCACAAAGUCUCUGAGUAUCUUCAUAACAUACUCUGUGGCCAAAUGUCUGCUUAUUGAUAUUGUCUCUUGGCAAAGAAAUAAUGUGAAAAUGACUAAACGUAAAAAUGCCUCGCAACUUUAACAAUGUAAAGGCAUUCUGUUAUCUUUGUUAAAGAUAUACUGUUGGUACCGUAGGAACUAUUUGACAUUGUUGAGAAAAGGCUGUUCUAUAGAAACCACUUUGAAGCUGCUGUGCUCAAAGGGAGGAAAAGUCAUGUCAAAGUUCAUUAAAUGUUCUGUGGUGGUUCUUGUUACAGUCACCCUGUGAGCCUUAAGACGUUUUCCUGAUCCGUAAUAAAGAAUAACAAAUGGGUGACACUGUAUAUCUGAAGGUGGGGGAAUAAAAAAUAAAUGAAACAGCCCUCGAGCACCACUGUUAACUAGCUUAGUACACCAUGGACCUCUCUAACCUUUCCUUCUGUUACAUGGAAAUAGUUAUGUAUUAUAACCUCACCAAGCAGUGCAGUAAAUAUUGUUUCACACUUACACAUUUUUCAAAGACAAUAUUCCACUUGUCAAGUAUUCAUGAGUAUUUAAUUUUAUAUUUUUUAUCGUUAAUGUGCAGUUAUUUUAAGUUACCAGUAUUGCUGUUUGGAACAUUCAUGUUUGUCUUCAGCAAUGUAAUGACAAAGUGGGAAAAGGCAUUAUAAAUGAAUAGUAUAUAAUUGAAAUAUAUAUCUAGUAGAUUUUUUAUAAAGCAAAUUCCACUAGUAUUUGCUUCAGUUACAGACAACAAGUUACUCUUUACUGUGUCUAGUUUUUUGAAGUGUUAUAAAUACUCUAUUCACUGUAAUUAACAUAACUUUGGUGAACCUGUGAAUGUGUUUGAUGAAAACCCUCAAGACAUAUGACAUAGUCGUGGAGAAAAAAAAAAAUAAAACUAAAAAAAUAAA
Sebastes umbrosus (honeycomb rockfish) is the source of this 2026-nucleotide messenger RNA. RefSeq lists its product as uncharacterized. The transcript is spliced from 7 exons. The record is from RefSeq and is a predicted model, not a curated record. The coding region runs from base 331 to 999 and encodes 222 amino acids. Lineage: Eukaryota; Metazoa; Chordata; Actinopteri; Perciformes; Sebastidae.